AUGCAUGUUGGCCAAGCCGGAAACCAAAUAGGCCAUGAAUUCUGGUAGCUUAUGAUGGAUGAAAGUCCUAUAAAGGAAGAUAUAUUUUUCGAUAGAUUUACUAAUCAUGCAAGAGCAGUAUUAGUUGAUUCUGAGCCAAAAGUAAUUAAAAAUAUACAGGAGGACAAAAAAAUAAACUUUAUUUUUGAAGCUAAACAAAUGCAUUGUUCUUAAAAUGGUAGAGGAAAUAAUUGGGCUUUAGGCUAUUCAAAUACUUAUAAAGAGGCCAUAGAAGCCCUCCAAUCAACAAAUGACAAGCCAUUAUAUGAAAGAGCUAUGGAAGCAUUGAGAAGAGAAGUUGAAAGAUCUGAUUUCUUUUUAGGAAUGGUCUUAGUACACUCUCUAGCUGGAGGCACUGGGAGUGGUCUUGGAUCCAGACUGGUUGAAGAAUACAGAGACACUUUUGGCAAAUCAUAUCUAAUGUCAGCUUCAAUUUGGCCUAAUUCAAGCGGAGAAACCCCACUAUAGCAUUACAAUACUUGCUUUUCAUUAUCUCACCUUUAGAAAAAUUCUGAUGCAGUGCUGUUAUUUCAAAAUGAGUAGAUUUUAAAAGUUUUACAUAAACUUGUAGCAAUAAAAAAAGAGGAGACCAUCACAAUGACAAAUCUUAAUGAGAGCAUUGUGAGUGUACUAAAAUAAGUCCUUAUGCCAAGUUAAGGCGAGAAGUUUGAUUUUUCAGAUGUUAUGAGUAUGGCCUGUGUCCCUGUUUAUAAAAUUCUGGAGGGUCACACAAACCCAUUCAUUAUGAAUAAGUAACUAAUGUGUGUUGGUGAUAAACUCUGGAAUGGUGUAUUAGAUGGCUGCAUCAGCUAAAUUCCUACAUAUGACUCUUAAGCAUCAAGUGUUAAAGGCGAUCCGAAUAAAGACAAAUACAAGCAAUCUUCAAGCACUAUUAAAUAAAAGGAUAGAAUUUCUUCAAGUGUUGGAAUUCUUAGUAACGAUAAAGGGUAAUCUUCUUAGAUUUAAGAGUAAAACAAAUAGUUUGAAUAGUGGUUUGAUAAGGAAAUCGCUUCUUAGAAUAAUGGAAGCGAGAUGAAUCAUGCAAAUCAGCUUCCCCAUUAAACAAUAUUUUCUACUGGCUACUUCAAAGGAUUUGAUGCUUCAAAUGAAAUUUCAAGAACCUAGACAACAUUCAAGCAUUAUAAAGAUAAGUUGACACACAAAUUCAAGAGUGUUGCUUGGAACCCUUCAAGUGAAUCUACUACUGUAAGAGUGAUAGAUGAAUCUCCCUUCAAAAGUUAUGAAGCUUUAAGAAGCUGCACAAUACUAGGAAAUAGAACAAGCGUCAGUGUUCCUAUUAGAAAGCUUUUGGACACUUCUUUAUAAAAAUAUAAUGCAAAGGCCUAUUUACAUUGGUAUUAUCAGUAUGGAAUGGAAUAAUAAGAUUUUCUUGAGGCUUUUGACCUUGUUACUGAUGUCUUAGAUGCUUAUGAGAGUGCUUUGUAUUGA
Stylonychia lemnae is the source of this 1488-nucleotide messenger RNA. The record is from the annotation of a GenBank genome assembly. NCBI's taxonomy places the organism in Eukaryota, Ciliophora, Spirotrichea, Sporadotrichida, Oxytrichidae.